AUGCGGCUUCCAAAGGUGAAGAACAAGUAUCCUGCUCCGGUACAGGUCACCGUUGAUGACAUUGUCAGAAGUGCUGAAGGUGGCACAAGAAAUGUGGGACCCCGUGCGCUCCCAGCCACAACCUGCAGAGGUUACAAAGGUGAACCGCCGGCAGGGACAGAGGUGACAGAGGCGGCCGAGGUGCCUGGUCAGAGCGAAAAGGGGAGCGAACCGAGGCUAGUCUUCAAGCAUCGUCCGUUUGGGCCUUCCACAGAGCUUCUUCGCGCUGGUGUUCGUGCCCAACUACGUGUACGACCGAAAGGUGAUUGGGCAUACAGGCGAUUGCUCUGCAUUGGAGUGUGCAAGGAGAACGUUGGCUGCCUAACCGCUCAUGCUUUUUGUGUGCGUGAUCCGCAUUUGAGCCUGGCCCGGUUUGAUGACGGAAAUGCAGCCGGCGCUGGUUUGGUGAUCCUGGAGGGGGCUCGGCUGGAUCUCAGCCGCAUAGGUGGCAGCCAGGCUGCUUCGACUGCAGCGCUAGUCAAUGUGCCCAGAAAGACUGUCGGCGAGAGGGGCGGGAGCUGGAGAGGAGGGAAGCACUGCUCCAUAACUUGCGUCUACGCCGUGCCAUUGAUCCCCGACAUACCGCAGUCGCAAGUGGACUUCGGGAGGGACACGAGCACUGAUGCUUUUCCCGUGGCCUGGGCGGUGGGAAGCAAUUCGGUUCCGCAGACAGCCACAGGCACCACACACUUGCACUGGUGGGGCGAGGAGCGGAAAGACUACGCACGAGCCAUGGACAACGCCAUAGCGCAACAGCUGCCGGAGAGGCUGAAGGCCUGCGAUGGACAACAAGCUGUACCUGAUUGCAGAACAGAAAGCACUGCAGGAAAGUGCUGCUGCCCAACAGGUCAACAAGUGGGAGAGGACGGUUGUAAGGGCUGCGGGGCUCUCAAAGAGAGGCUGUCCGCCUUGCUCGAGCUACACCUUCUCCACUCGAUAGAUCCAGGCGCGGGAGAGUACAGUUUCUACAUCAUGUUAUUUGGUUCCCUUGUGUUGCUACCGUUCCCCUGGGCUCUCUUAGCGCAAGUGCUUUGGCAAUUUGCCAAGCCCAAUGAGAGCUUUUUGCAGCAUGAAGCUUGGGAGCAGCGGAAACACUUCGCAGAGACCUGGAUUGGCAACCUGCAUGGCCCUUCAACUAUCAAUGUGGCGAACCUUGCUGGAGAAUGCCGACCUAUCCCAGGAUUCAGGGAGACAUCACUGCUGCUCCACUUGCGCAGGUCUGUUGCAGAAGUGUUCAGCGUGAAUUUCCUGGAGGUCGGGCUGGUCUUUGGUGGAGAGCUCCUUUUACCAGACUUGGAUUUUAAGACCCUGGGCGAUUUGGAUAUCUACGAUGGGUGCACAGUGUCAUUCAUCCAUCAGAUGUGUGCAGACAGGUCGGUCGAACAGUUCGGACUCUUCGGUCAAGAGAAGCGACAGCAAGUGCGUCAAUCAAUGCAGGACAUUGCUCGGGAAAAGGCCGAGUUCGAGGCAUUCUGCCAGGAGCAAGCUGCUCUCGCAGAGCGGGCCCAUGCUCCUGCACCUGAGAUUGCAAUCAAAGGCGAGCCAUCAAUGGUCCUGGCGCUGGGUAACUUUGGAGGGCGAGCUGCAGGACAAGGUGCUCCAGGGCAGAAUGACCAGAUCUCUUUGUUUUGCAGAGCCAGUGGUGUUGACCAACGUGCCGAGAUCAGCCUUCGGGGGCUGCCGGUUCACUUGGCCGCAGAGAUCAUGGCCCAGGGGCCUGUCGAGACAUUCCGAGUCAUAUGUACCAAGUCUCGAUGCUCGCGUUGCAUGUGA
Messenger RNA from Durusdinium trenchii, 1812 nucleotides. The record is from the annotation of a GenBank genome assembly. NCBI's taxonomy places the organism in Eukaryota, Dinophyceae, Suessiales, Symbiodiniaceae.